CCGGUUGAUCAUUCCCCGGGUUGAUGUGGUAUUUCUAUCGUACCGACAUCAUCCGCAGGAUGCACGCAGUUCGGUGACGGCGCCGACGGUAACGCUGGACAGCAUGUCCACGAUCAGUCUGUACGAGCUGCAGCAACAUCUGCGUGUGAAACGCGCCGAACGGCACAGUAUGAGUGAGGACGCUUACAGGCACUACCGAUGGUACAAUGCAGCUCUGGAGGCGGAACUGAGAACGAUCGGUAGCGACAGCCGCAAUGAGCGGCCACUGCUACGCGUGUUCCACUGGUACAUCGAAACGUCAAACGAAGACGCGUUUCGGAUCGAGGGCAAACAGUACGAGGCCGUGUCAUUUGUACUGGCAGCCGAAAUCGAGCACUGGUACUGUAGUGCAGGGGUUGGCCAGAGCGUACAUGGCAGACGUGUCAGGAUGGGGGAUCAACCGUCGCUCUUGGCAGACGGCGGAGUGAGUCGUUGCCACCAGCCUGCAACCGGCGGUAGUAACAAUCUCCGGAAGCAACGAAAGACCUUUCUCCAAAGUAUCGGCGAAGAAGGGGAGGAACCGACCGCGCAGCAAUGAUGUGGUGUGGUGUGGUGAGACAGUAAUAACAAGAAGCGUGUCUCUGUUUGCACAACGAUGAUAAAUUCAGAUUUUAUUAGCUUUCCAUAUUCAUAUCUUUAACGUUCAUCGCAUCCACCAGAAGCGAGAUAGAUAAUAGACGAUCGACGAUCGGUCGAGAGGACCUCCUUCUUGCCGGUGGCGCAAUACGAUAGCUUUCUGCGAGUCUUCCAGAUGUUAAGGCCGAUCCGGCCAUCGUUCGUUAGUACGGUUUUGAUUAACAGCUUGUGAAUGUGGUGCGCUCGUGUACUGUCGGUCGGGUGCUGGUACUGAUAACGAUUGCACGAUUCUCAAUGGGUUGUGUCGUCGGCGAAGUGGUUGUUUAAGGAUGGCUAAUAAUACUUUUCGUACGAGCGAAAGCUUGCGAAGAAUAUGAGUACGACACACUCCCAACGGAUGCGGAACGAUGGCACACGGAACUCCUUCAACUCCGAUCUGGGUCUUUUUCGUCGCCGAUACAAACAAUAAAUACUUUGUUUAAAACAUAAAAUGAAACAACAACAACGAAAAGAGUGGGACGCAUUAACACUUGGCUGGCCUUUUUCUUGGGGGGAUGGUGGUAAGUAGCUAAGUAACGGUAAAUUGAGCUAAGAUCCUAAUUUUUAACGGUUUGAGAGUAACGCUUUUGAAGAGACUUCUGGUAUGACGUGUCUCUCUCUCCGAAUUCGCUAACGAACGAAUGAAUGAUGAAUGUGCGGUCAUCAGGGCAUCAGGUUCUUUGGACUGUUGUUGAGGAUAGAAUUAGCGUUUCUAAGAAAACUAAGGAGCUCGCUGGAAGCAGUCGGUCUCCUUAGGCACACGGCGAAUCGGUAGACAUUUCCUCC
Messenger RNA from Anopheles bellator, 1440 nucleotides. RefSeq lists its product as uncharacterized. The coding region runs from base 104 to 577 and encodes 157 amino acids. The record is from RefSeq and is a predicted model, not a curated record. NCBI's taxonomy places the organism in Eukaryota, Metazoa, Arthropoda, Insecta, Diptera, Culicidae. The transcript is spliced from 2 exons.